This is a messenger RNA of Adineta ricciae, 2059 nucleotides long. NCBI's taxonomy places the organism in Eukaryota, Metazoa, Rotifera, Eurotatoria, Adinetida, Adinetidae. The record is from the annotation of a GenBank genome assembly.
AUGAAUACAUCACCAAGAGUACGACGACUUAUCAAACGUACUGUCUUAUGCAUUUUUAUACUAUGGGUAUUAGGCGUAUUUUCGGGUUUUGUCGCGAUGUUCUUUCCACGAAGUGACGAAACUGAUACCACGUUGGUUGGUUUCACCGACGAAACAACUUCGGCUACUACCACUCUCAACUAUGAAACAAAUUUCGCGAGCAAUGGUUCAUUAGAGAUCACUGAUCUGUCAGGACUAGCUGAUCAAAUUGCAAAAAUGUACAAACUGUCCCGUAACAUGAUACGAGUACUUUCAGCUCGAUUCGUACAAAGUCUCAUACUGACCAGAAGAAAACGACAAAGCGCAUCGGGUACUAAUGCCACAAAUCCACAAUCGAAAACCGUACUGGCUAUUGAAACAGAAUUUAUCUAUCCGCAGUCAUGCAGUCAAAUGAAAGCGUGUAAAGAUCGCUAUAUAGGUGGUAUUGAAAAAACUAUUCAGAGAACUGACUCGGCGGUAACUUUUGCGAUAUCACUUAACAACGGUUUAAGUCUGAAUCUUGGUGCCACUUUUUCCACGAUGGAUAUAACAAUACUGACUACAACAACAACAACAACAACAACUACUACAAUUACAAUAACCACAACUGUGACAGAAACAACAACUACCACUGAAACUACAAGCACAACAGCGACAACAAUCACCUCGAACGCCAACACACCGACGGAGCAAGCUGCGAGCACUUCAGAGACAAAACCCAUCACUGAAUAUACCAGCUCAGCAGAGCAAAUAGCAUCGACAGAAACGACCACAGAAAGAACACCGAUAAAGACUACCACUUCAACUACAGAAACUAUGACGACAACAAUUACAACAACAAACGAACCAAGUACUACUACCACAGAAACCGAUACUACUACUACUAUUACCCUAGGCACUACUAUGAGUGUUACUACUACAACUACACAAAAGCCAACAACGGAAACUACUUCCACAGAUACCACUACUACCACUGAGUCAAAAACUAUAUCGACAGAAACUACUACCACAGAUUCUACUACUACAACUGAAACACCAACAGCGACAGAAACUACGACUACCACUACAGAAACAACAACUAACACAAGCACCACUACAACGAUUACCACAGAUGGCACUACUAGUACGGCUACCACAGAUGGCACUACUAGUACGGCUACCACAGAUGGCACUACUAGUACGGCUACCAUAAAUGCUACUACUAGUACAGACACUGCUACUACAAGUGAAACAAUAACAACGGAAACUGCUUCCACAGAUACCACUACUAGGGUCACAGCUUUUAUUAGUACUACCACUACAGAUGCUACUACUUCCGAAACUAUUACUGCAGAUACUACCACCACUACGACUACAGUACAUACGACUACCACAGACGCCACUACUACGACUACUACCGCAGCAGAAACAACGACAACAUGGUCUGCCUCGACAUCAUCACCAACGGAAACUACUACAACAGCUACUCCAACUGCCACUACCACCGACCCUACUACUAAUACCACAGACGCUACAAUUGCGACCACCACAGAUGCUACAAGUACUACAACAGAAGCUACAACUACAACUACGACCACCACUGAUGCCACAACUACUACAACUACGACCACCACUGAUGCUACAACUACUACAACUACGACCACCACUGAUGCUACAACUACUACAACAGAAGCUACAACUACAACUACGACCACCACUGAUGCUACAACUACUACAACAGAAGCUACAACUACGACGUCAACGACGACAGAAACAACUACGACCACCACUGAUACUACAACUACUACAACAGAGACUACAACUACUACAGGGAUGACUUCGACGUCAACCACAACAUCAACCACAACAGACACUACAACUACUACAACAGAGACUACAACUACGACCACCACUGCUGCUACAACUACUACAACAGAAGCUACAACUACUACAACAGAGACUACAACUACUACAGUGACGACUUCGACGUCAACCACAACAGAGACAACUACUACAACAGAUACUACAACUACUACAGUGACGACUUCGACGUCAACCACAA